UGAACUCCUACUUUUGCCGCUAAAAGCGAACUCCUGUUAUAUUACAAGGUGCCCCGUCAUCGUUAAAUGCUUAGUAUUUGUCAUUGUCAGGCUAUUCAAUUCGCGGCAAGCAACUGUCCUGAAUGUUAGUGGAAUCAUCAGAUUAAAAUGGGGAUCCAGGGACUGUUGCAGUUCCUCAAAGAUGCCUCGGAGCCCAUCAGUGUGAGGAAAUUCAAGGGACAGACGGUCGCAGUAGACACAUAUUGCUGGCUUCAUAAAGGGGCAUUUUCUUGUGCAGAAAAACUUGCCAAAGGGGAGCCAACUGACCAGUAUGUGACAUACUGCAUGAAAUUUGUGGACAUGCUGUUGUCUUUUGGUGUGAAGCCCAUCUUGGUGUUUGAUGGCUGCAAUCUGCCUUCAAAACAGGAAGUGGACAAAGCUCGCAGAGAGCGUCGUCAGGCAAAUCUGCAGAAAGGCAAGCAGCUCCUACGUGAGGGAAAGAUUUCAGAAGCCAGAGACUGCUUUACCCGCUGUGUUAACGUCACCCCUUCCAUGGCCCAUGAUGUCAUCAAGGCAGCAAGGACCAGAGGUGUGGACUGUGUGGUGGCCCCGUAUGAAGCUGACGCCCAGCUGGCCUUCCUUAACAAGGCUGGCAUUGCACAGGCUAUCAUCACUGAGGACUCAGACUUACUGGCGUUUGGCUGCAAAAAAGUGAUCCUAAAGAUGGACAAACAGGGGAACGGUCUAGAGAUUGACCAGAACCACCUGGGGCGGUGCCGCUCUCUGGGUGAUGUCUUCACCGAGGAGAAGUUCCGCCACAUGUGUAUUCUCUCUGGCUGUGACUAUCUGUCCUCGCUCUAUGGGAUUGGCUUGGGCAAAGCCUGUAAACUGCUGAGGAUGGCAAACAACCCUGACAUCAUUAAGGUGAUAAGGAAGAUGGGCCAGUACCUGAAGAUGAACGUGGUUGUGCCAGACGAGUACAUUGAUGGCUUUGUUAAGGCCAAUAACACCUUCCUCUACCAGCUGGUGUUUGACCCCAUCAAGAGGAAGGUGGUGCCUCUCAACCCCUAUCCAGAGCACAUGGACCCUGCCACCCUCAGCUACGCUGGCUGUAAUUUAGGAGAUUGCAAAGGUUUACAGAUGGCCCUGGGAAACUUGGAUAUCAACACCAUGGAGAGGAUUGAUUACUUCAACCCAGAUGCUGCAAAUGUCAAGCCAGUGAAACCACGCAGUCGUGACUGGAAUGCCAGCCAGGAGACUCGGGCCUCCAUACACCCUAGCAUCUGGAGCAGAGGUUACACACCAGGCACCCUCUCUGCCUCCCAGCCUGUGGGCUCUCCAGAGAGGCCCCCUUCAACCAGGGGAAAGGAGCGGGUCAUCAGUGUGCAGGGGCUGAGGCUUCCUCAAAGGAACACCCAGGUUAAGAGGCCCAGAGAAGACUCUGGUGUUUCAGAGCAGGAUGUGCUGCAGCAGUACUCUCCCUCUGGUCAGAAGAGGUCCAGAGGGGAGGAGGACCCUGAACCCACAGAGAGCCAACACAUCUCCACAUGCCCCCGGUCCAGUGCCACUGCUGCUGCUACCCAUCCCAGACCCCGCAACCGCUUCGCCACCCUGCUACAGAGGAGGAACCAGGAUGGAGUUGGAGACGGGCAGGGAAUGCGAAGCAGGUUCUUCUGUAGUGGCAGAAGCUCCAGUGAGGUGGUCAGCUUGAAUCAGGUGUCUUUUGUCAAAGGGGAGGUGUCUCAGGAUGAGGUCACAGAGGACCCCAGUAACGAAUAUUGUGUCGUGGGAUAUGCUGAGACAGAGGAGAAUGACUCUGUUGACCUUCAUAGCCCACCCCCCUCCUCUCUGCCUGCCAGUCAAGGGCUAGGGGUGUUCCGCUGGUCAGGCAGCUCCUCAGAGAGAUCCAGGACCCUGACACCCACAUCCGGCCUCUCGGCCCUGCAGCAGUUCCAGCGCAAGAAGGAAAGCUUCUCCUGGAGCCAGGAAGGCCAGAGGACUCGGAAGACCCCUAGAGCCCCAUCUCCCAUCCUGGGCCAAGAGGACAAGGAUUCACCACCAAACUCUCCACCGUCUCAGGACAGUGCCUACUUCUCUCAGCAUAACCACACAUCCUGCAGUGUAGUGGAAGUGUCCCCACCCACUCGGCUGGAGGAUGCCACCACGCCUAGAAUUUACUCAAGUAAGGAUUCAGACUCUGGCAAAAGCCCCAGUUCCUCUCCAACAGCGGAUGAAAAGAAACCCAGCACAAUGAGAGCGAAGGUGGCAGGUCUACCGCGGAUGAAACCCGGUGACCAAGGGAAAGGGACAAAGAUCCGACACUCUGCCCCUGCCAAGGCCAGUGGCCUCCGUAAAAAGCCUGCAGGGCCUGGAAAGAAACUCGCCACCAACAAUGAGAACAACCCUGGCCUCCAGGCCACCAUCAGUGGCCUCUGGAAAAACUUUGGUUUUAAAGAAAAUCCAAAGAUAAACCCCUGUAAGAAAGGAGAACCCAUGUCACCAGUGAAGGACAACGUGCUGGCCUUCACACCUGAAACGGACAAGGAUAUUUACUUAAUCUCUAGUGUUCAGAAAACACUCUGAUGCCAAGUGUUAUACAUUUUUCACAGGCAGAGCACCUUGUGAAAGCCUUACAACAUACUGUGUAUGUUGAUACUUAGUGUAUUUUUAUGGACUAGAUGUAAAUGCAUUCUGUAAUUGAUUUCAGUUUAAAGAAAUGCAACUUUCUUAAAGGUUUAGGCAGUUAAUUAAAAAUCUAUACUAUUUGUAGGUUGUUGAAUUAAUUUUAUUUCAUAGCCAUAGUCUAGAUCUGCCCAGAAAUGAAUGUACACUUCAUGGCCAUAAGUAUGUGGACUCCUGCUCGGCAAACAUCUCAUUCCAAAAUCAUGGGCAUUAAUAUGAAGUUGGCCUCCUUUUUGUUGCUAUAACAGC
Molecule: messenger RNA, 2910 nt
Organism: Coregonus clupeaformis (lake whitefish)
Lineage: Eukaryota; Metazoa; Chordata; Actinopteri; Salmoniformes; Salmonidae
Gene: exo1
Product: exonuclease 1
Exons: 14
Coding region: 148-2562 (804 amino acids)
Biological process (GO): DNA recombination; mismatch repair
Cellular component (GO): nucleus
Molecular function (GO): DNA binding; metal ion binding; 5'-3' DNA exonuclease activity
Source: RefSeq, a predicted model, not a curated record